AUGGUCGCCCAAGUUCAAAAGCAAGCCCCAACUUUUAAGAAAACUGCCGUCGUCGACGGUGUCUUUGACGAAGUCUCUUUGGACAAAUACAAGGGUAAGUACGUUGUCCUAGCCUUCAUUCCAUUGGCCUUCACUUUCGUCUGCCCAACCGAAAUCAUUGCCUUCUCAGAAGCCGCUAAGAAAUUCGAAGAACAAGGUGCUCAAGUCCUUUUCGCCUCCACUGACUCCGAAUACUCCCUUUUGGCAUGGACCAACAUCCCAAGAAAGGAAGGUGGUUUGGGCCCAAUCAACAUUCCAUUGUUGGCUGACACCAACCACUCUUUGUCCAGAGACUAUGGCGUCUUGAUCGAAGAAGAAGGUGUUGCUUUGAGAGGUUUGUUUAUCAUUGAUCCAAAGGGUACCAUCAGACACAUCACCAUUAACGACUUGCCAGUUGGUAGAAACGUUGACGAAGCCUUGAGAUUGGUUGAAGGUUUCCAAUGGACCGACAAGAACGGUACUGUCUUGCCAUGUAACUGGACCCCAGGUGCUGCCACCAUCAAGCCAAGCGUUGAAGCCUCCAAGGAAUACUUCGAAGCUGCCAACAAAUAA
Saccharomyces paradoxus is the source of this 591-nucleotide messenger RNA. It is a transcript of the gene TSA1, whose product is annotated as thioredoxin peroxidase TSA1. Bases 1 to 591 code for a protein of 196 amino acids. Lineage: Eukaryota; Fungi; Ascomycota; Saccharomycetes; Saccharomycetales; Saccharomycetaceae. Gene Ontology annotation, molecular function: thioredoxin peroxidase activity. The transcript has a single exon. The record is from RefSeq and is a predicted model, not a curated record. Gene Ontology annotation, cellular component: cytosol. Gene Ontology annotation, biological process: cellular response to stress; cell redox homeostasis; response to oxidative stress.